AUGCUCCAGUUCAAUCGAACCGUUCCUCUUUCAGUUGAUUUUACUAAUCCAGAAGAUUAUUUGAUAUUUCUUUUUCAUAUCCUAUUCGCCACAGGCUCUGCUCUCCUGGCUGGUUCUGUGGUCAUUGGCAUCGUGGGCACCAGGGCCCUGCGCUCCCAGAACCGCUUUAUCUUCAUGUUAAACACCAGCAUCAGUGACACUUUAACCGGCUGCUCUGUCUUCUAUCUCGGCCUGUUCGAUGUCCAGGAGGGCUAUCCGUCCCGAAACGGCACCUAUUACAUUUUACCGUCAUUCCUAGGGGUGAAUGUGUUGACGUUUCUAUUCGCGCAGUUUGACAGAUACCUGGCAGUGUGCCAUCCGUUCUUCUACAAGCGUUACAUCACGCGCGGGGUGGUGACCGGCGUCUGUGCGCUUUGUUGGGGUUAUACAUACUCAAUUCUGACUGUUCAAAGUGUUGUGCCCGUCGCGUACGCCGCUCAAAUGAACGCGUUUGGAGUCAUAGUCCUGCAGGUGAUCGUGGCCGUCAAAGUUUUGAUGACUAUCAAACUGUACAUGAUCGCCCGACAUCAGCUCAGCCGAGAGGCGCCCAGCAGCGAGAAGGACAGCAAGAAAGAAUCGUUGCGCAUUAUCGUUUUCGUGGUCAUUUGUUUUCUCAUCUUAUGGGCUCCGUCUUUUGUGAACAUCUCGGUGAGAUAUGUGACCAAGGGCGGGUUGAGGUUCAGAAAUGAAGCCACGAACCUGUUCGCGAUCAUGGCCCGAUUGAACGCGCUCAGCACGCCGGCGCUGUACAUUUGGGGAAGUCCAUCUUUACGCGCGGCGGUCUGGAACCGAGUGUGGAGCAAAAUAUUCCAGAGAAGAAAACCAAGGGCGGACUCUGGCCAUGUGAAACACAUGAAGGGAGAAGAGAAAAUACUCAGCAUCACACAUCAGAGAAACAUGAACACAGAAGACUCUUAA
Molecule: messenger RNA, 957 nt
Organism: Xyrauchen texanus (razorback sucker)
Lineage: Eukaryota; Metazoa; Chordata; Actinopteri; Cypriniformes; Catostomidae
Product: G-protein coupled receptor 15
Exons: 2
Coding region: 1-957 (318 amino acids)
Biological process (GO): G protein-coupled receptor signaling pathway
Cellular component (GO): membrane
Molecular function (GO): G protein-coupled receptor activity
Source: RefSeq, a predicted model, not a curated record